Molecule: messenger RNA, 2105 nt
Organism: Rattus rattus (black rat)
Lineage: Eukaryota; Metazoa; Chordata; Mammalia; Rodentia; Muridae
Gene: C2H19orf47
Product: chromosome 2 C19orf47 homolog
Exons: 9
Coding region: 75-1316 (413 amino acids)
Cellular component (GO): nucleus
Source: RefSeq, a predicted model, not a curated record
CAUCGUACAAAGCCACCGAGAUGUGCGCGUUCUCAGUUCCUGUCACAGAGUAAACACUCCCGAGGACCUGCCCCAUGGGCUUCAGAAUCAGAGAGAACCUGCUUUUAAAUCUCAGAAAGGUUCCAGGAAGCAGGGUCAAGGCCAGGGAGACAAUGGUCUCAGUGACUAUGGCCACUUCCGAGUGGAUCCAGUUCUUCAAGGAGGCCGGCAUUCCCCCGGGACCUGCCGUCAAUUACGCUGUGAUGUUUGUGGACAAUCGGAUCCAGAAGAGCAUGCUGCUAGAUCUUAAUAAAGAAAUCAUGAAUGAGCUGGGCGUGACCGUCGUGGGUGACAUCAUUGCCAUCCUCAAGCAUGCCAAGGUGGUGCACCGGCAGGACAUGUGCAAAGCGGCCACUGCAUCAGUGCCGUGCAGCCCCAGCCCCCUCCAGGGCGAGCUUCGCCGUGGCGCUUCUAGUGCCGCUUCUCGAAUGAUCGCCAACAGCCUGAACCAUGACUCUCCACCCCACACUCCUGCAAGGCGGUCAGACAACAGCACCUCCAAGAUCUCCGUCACCGUGUCCAACAAGGUGGCCGUGAAGAAUGCCAAGGCUGCUGCUCUGGCCCACAGGGAGGAGGAAAGCCUGGUUGUUCCCACCAAGCGGCGGCGGGUCACAGCUGAGAUGGAGGGGAAGUACAUUAUCCACAUGCCCAAGGGGACCACUCCCCGCACCCGCAAGAUCCUGGAGCAGCAGCAGGCAGCGAAAGGUCUCCACAGAACAUCUGUGUUUGAUCGCCUUGGUGCUGAGACCAAAGCAGACACGACCACAGGGACUAAGCCCACAGGAGUUUUCAGCCGCUUAGGGGCCACCCCAGAGAUGGAUGAGGAGCUGGCCUGGGACAGUGACAAUGACAGCAGCAGUAGCUCUGUCCUGCAGUAUGCUGGGGUCCUGAAGAAACUAGGACGAGGCCCAACCAAGGCCAGUCCCCAGCCAGCACUGACUGUCAAAGCCAAGGCCACAAGCUCUGCAACCACACCGGCCUCCACUCCGAAGCUGCGGCGCCUGGCACUUCCUUCUCGCCCUGGGCCAGAGAAGAAGCCAGAGUCCCUGCCCAAAGUCAGCAUCCUUAAGAGACUGGGCAAGGCUGCUGUGGUGUCCGAGGCACAGGACAGCCAGGUCACCAGCACCAAGAGUAAGUCCUCAACUGAGGUCAAGUUCGCCAUUAAGAGGACUCUGGUAGGGCCCCGGGGGAGCAGCUCCAGCGAGAGCCUUGGUGCCCAGAUGGACCAUGCGGGCACUGUGAGCGUGUUCAAAAGACUGGGCCGAAGGACUUUCUAGCCACACGCAGGGUGGGGUGCAGCAUGGAAUGGCGGGCCAGCUCCUGCUUCCGUCCCUUCCGGCCUUCCGUGAGGCUCAGCUGCCCUCCCUCUGAGCUCUACAUGGCACAAGGCUUGGCUUUCGCCAGCGGUUAUGCUGGUUCCAAGCACUCGGGGACACAGGCAUUUUCCUUGGUCUUUGAUGUUCCUGUGACCUGACUUUGCCUGCUCUGGGACUUCCCUUCUUCCCCGACCUCUGUCCUCUGUGCAGUAACUGUGGCCUUGGCAUAGUCCCCUUUUCUACCUCUUCCCAAAGCCAAGGGCCCUGUCUCUUUCACGUGGUCUACCCUGAUGGCAGCAUCUGCUGCCUUAGGCCCUCCUGAUGUGACUGCCCCACCACAAAGGUGUCACCUGGAGGGACUCCUUCAGCCCACCCGUGCCUUCCCUCCCUCUUCUACCCCUUCCCUGCCUGCUGUGCUGUCACUCUCCCUCUCUUCACUCUUUUCAUUUCUCUUCUGUUUUCUGUCCCUGUGGCAAGGCCCGACCGUCCGCUGCAUCGUGCCCGACCCUCCUGCGCCUCUGGCCUCCCAGCGGCCCCCUCGUCGACGGUGGCGGCGAACCUGUAAAGACUGUUAGCUGCCUUCCAUUCCCAGGCUGGAGGGACUCCCCCAGACCCUGGCCUGCAGCUGGGGCACCUCCAUUUCCCUGCCCUGGCUGUCUUUUUCUCUGAUGGGUGGUGGGCAGCAGACAUUGGGAAGGUGAGGUGCUGAGGACAAAUGACUGCUGUUUUAAUAUAUUUUUGUGACUUUCA